Messenger RNA from Nezara viridula (southern green stink bug), 489 nucleotides. The record is from the annotation of a GenBank genome assembly. NCBI's taxonomy places the organism in Eukaryota, Metazoa, Arthropoda, Insecta, Hemiptera, Pentatomidae.
AGAGUGGAGGUGGAUGCAGGGUGGAUGUCCGGAAGGGGUGAAGCUAGAGCCAGCAGCGCCAACCCCUUCCUGGCCUGGCAUGACCAGAAUGACAGUUGCAGAGGAAGGGGCAUGCCUCCAGCAGCGCAGCAGCAGCAACAGAAAGUGCUGCAACAGCAGCUGGACAUCCAGCAGCAGGCUGCGCACCAGAGCACGCAGCACAGGCUAGGCUUCGUACCGCCCCCACCCCCGAGGAACAUACCGGAGUGGGAACUGGAGUUAUUAGAACCAUGGAACGGUGAUCGAUCUGUAAGAGUAUUAUAUUCUGGAAUGAGUUCCUGUGAGAGGAUAUCAUCACAACACUACUACACCAGACCAACUAAUUACAGCGUAAGGCUUCCACCGGGGGCGGAGACUGCAGGUGUUCCUCAAGAUAACAUCUUAGGUUCUAUCCUUACAGCGCAUAUUCUCCAACCCACCUUGAUCACUCAUCACCACGCAUGCCACUGA